UGGUCAUGGUUUAUAUUCAAGCAAUAUUUUAACAUGUAUUGAUUAUCAUUUAAAUUUAACCCUUAGAGGUCCCUUGUGCAUUUCUUAGUGCAGGCAGUCAUGUUUUAUUUAUUUAUUUUUUAAUAACUUUGGCUGUGCUGAUGCAAUUCUUUCUAUUUUUGCUCUGGUGUGUGUUCUUGGGGAAGUUUACCCAAAAUAAAAUGUCCCCCUCCUACUCCAUUUGAAACAUUGCAUAGACAAAAAAGGAACACUGAGGUUCCUCAGACAUUUUUUGUGCCAGUGAUUCCCUUUCAAAUUACAUCUUUCAAACAAAGCUAAAUAUCACCAUACUUUGUAUUUGCUCCGUGUUCCUGCAGCCACCAGGCAUUGAAGUUCUUGUUUUUAAUUUUUCCACCAAAUGGCAUGGAUUCUCUAUAAAUGGGAAGACACUGAUUUACAACACACUCAUGCUCAUUUGUGACUCUCUAGAGCCCUCAAGUCACCCCCAAAAGAAGUCCUCUGGACAUAACACGCAAAAAUGAUUUAGUUUUUUAUAUUUUUAUAAUGUUGAUUUUUUUUUAACAAAACCUGGUGCUAAAGGGGUUACAUCUCAAAAGCACUAAAAUAUGUUACUAUAUUUGGUGAGGACUGAAGCUAAAGAAAUAAUCUGUGUAAAAAAGUUUUUGACUUUGGAAAUAUUAUGUAAUUUUAUGAUACCUUUUGCCAAAACGCUUUUUUGUGUGUGAGGGUCCCUAGUAUAGCUUUUUUAAGGAACCUCCAAGGGUUAAAACACAAAAACUGAGACCUAAGUAGACAUCUGAUGAAAGAAGCAUGCAUAUAAAGCUUUUUAGUCUUUCUCCUACAUUUUCUUCCUUUCACUAGAGAGCUGGAUGCUUAGUACGAGAAGUAAAACAAGGUUAGGAGAGCAAAUGCGUAGCGCAUGUAGUCUCUAAGAUACAUGGUUUAUUGAGGUUGUACUACACUCUUGUUGGACAUCAUGUCAUUCUACAGCUGAUCCAUCACACUCUGGAACACGUGCACUCUGGUUGUGGAGCUCUGGCUGCAGAUCUGUCAUUAAAAAAGCUGUAAAACAUCUUGUCUGACUUGAAAACAUGCCACAGCUAAACAGCUGUACUACAUAUAAAAACCCAGGUCCAUCAUCGAACUGGGCAGAAGCAGAACGUCUAACUUAAAUCCCACAUUGAAAAUGGAACCAGUUAUGAUAUAAACCCUUUAAACAUGAAUUUAAAAAGAGCUGGAUAUACUUUUAUAACUAUUCACCCAGAUAUUUUUGAAGGCUAUUACAUAAAUAACUUUAUACAGUGCAUCAGAUUUAAUUGACUGAGAGUAGAAAGUUAAUUAAAUCAAAACACCAAACAUUGUUUUCUGAACUUCUCUAAAGGUUUACUAAUAUGAAAACAUUUUCCGUACCUGAUCAUACACACCAAAAAUAAAGCCAACUUUCAGCCAACUUUUUGUCAUAAAAAAAACAUUGUUUAUGCUACAAUAAGGAGGUUGUUAACAGACACAGGUGAGGAUUCAUGGAGUCGUCCCAUAUCAGAUGGGUUCUGUUUGAAACUUGUCAGAGAUGAUUGUGUCGGUUUCUGGUCUAUGAUACAAGCUACAGCCAGAAAUUACAACCAACCAUCACUGAAAUGGGAAGGAAAGCGUUAAAAACAUUUCCACGCAUCCAUACAAAAGGACGGAACAUGAGGACUAAACUUGAGGUCGAACGGACAUAAAAGAAAGUUUAAAUUCCUUGUGAAAGUCCCAACUGGUGAGAUUGUAUGGCAACUAAACAUUUGUCAGUAUUAAUAUUCCUAAAAACAACAACAUUUCUGAAGCUUUGUAAGGAGAAGAUCAGCCCAAUAAGGUGGGAACAACUCAAGCAAAACAUAAACAGAAUAUUGAUUCUGACAGGAUAAGUCUUCAGAACUGUCAGAGCAGAGAAAGGGAGGAAAGUGGAAAGCAGAGAAAAUGAGUGGAAUGCAUAAAUAGACUUUUAUUUGAGUUAAAGAUGGAGAUUUCUGCAUACCAUCCAACCUGGUUUAGGUAAAGGAGACUUUGGUUUUGGGUUCAUUUUCUACCUCCGUGAUAAAUGAACCGAUCUUUCCUUGUCUUUCCUCUCUACCUGCCAGGUUGUUUUCUGAGCGUGCACCACGCCCUGUGAGGUUUGUCUUCAUUCACCCAGUAUUAAAGGGCAGCUUGUAUCUCAGCAUCCUAUAGGUGCACAAAAUAUCCUUUUCUCCCAGCAGCUGGUUGCUCUACAACCACUGCACCCAACAACACCAGUAAACAUGCUCCAUAGUUUAGUUCUUUUCUAAACACAGCAUAGUAGAAGAUUUGUGAACAAUCUAUUUUGCAUCCUUUCACAUCUGCUGUUGAUUUGCACAUUUUCUGUUAUCGUGCAAAUUUGCAAAUACAAAGAAAAUUUUGCAAAAAUAGUUUGAUGACUAAAUUGCAACAAGACAAUGUAAUGCAUAAGUCUUAUAAAUGCCAAGAUGUACCCAGUUUUGACACACGACAAAGUCCCAAGUAGCAAUUUUUUUUAUUUCAACAAAUUAAAAAAAUUAUUUUCUACAAAGUGUUUUUUCCAGUUAGUCCCCAACAGUUGCAAACCAGUCAGAUGCGUCUAUGGACCAAAGUUUUCAAGGCAGAUCUUUAUUCUGUUCUCCAUAAUCGUCAGUGGCAUUUUGGGUCUACAGAUGGAUGGCGUCAAAUAAAAAAAAUAAAAACAUUUGAAAAAGCAAAGCAGCAAGUUGUCUCUACGUAUUUGAGACUCGUCCUCUUCAUUCUAAGAAGAGAUGAACAGAUACUGCAGAAGCUCCUGCUAAUGGAUGAAAAGACAAAUGGGGCUUAAAAAGGGAAAGCAGCUUCCCAGGAGCGUGUCCUCAGGAGAUAAUUAUAUGACAGAUUCUUUGUCCAGUGAUUUUAUCGUAUGUCAUUUUCUAAGCUUAGGUGAAAACACAUUCAGCAACAAGGAGUGCAAUGUGUUACACGGUACAUCACAUUAGGACAGUUUCAAGUUAUUUUGCCAUAAGUGGUUGUCGCCAUGAGCAGAUAUCAAAGAUGACAGGUAAAGUCGAGUUAAAACACAAAUGAAACAAAUUCGAUUUUUGUUUUAUUCCUGCCAAUAUUAAAUAUUAAACUGUCACAUACUAAACAUCAAAGUGUUUUUACAGCUAUUUCUUAAAAACUGGUUUCAGUGGUUCUUGAGCCAUGAACUUGAUUGACUUCACUCUGUACCCUCUUAGGAACACCAGUGCCACGGUCUGAGGUGGGGGGUUCUGCUCAGAUCUUCCUCCGAGUGUUUGUUUGCAGACUCCAACUUGAUGCCAGCAAAGCAGUCCCUGUUUCUCAAUGCCAAGGAACCUCGCCUCCAUGUCUUGGCCCUGCCCCGGUUGCCUAGGAGAUACGUCAUCAGGAGCCGCCAAGAAGUGUUCCAGUGUUCAUGUUGUAUCAAGACGUGUGUUCUCUGUUUGUAAGCUGUUUAGCUAGCUGAGCGAGGAUACACGGGAGGUGUCUUGUAGCAUCUUGUAGCUUAGCCUAAGUCAAAAAUUUCCCAGAAUACACUGCAGUAUUUUCAAAAGGACGGUUGGAUCAGAAGCCGGCAACUACUUCAGUGGCAAAUUUCAAGUUUGAAAGUAAGUGUCACAAUCUGCCCCUGCCCGCCUGUCUGUGUUCCUCUCCUGCCAUGAUUACCCUUAUUGUUCUCACCUGUCCCUCGUUUACCUGUCCAUGUUUCCCUAAUUAGCCCUCUGUAUUUAAACCACCUGUUUUGCCCCUGUCCUUUGUCAGUUCAUUGUUGUUGCUGGUGUGCCUGUUCAUCCCAUCCUACCAUUAAACCAUUUUUACUUUUACUGAAGCCUGCAUUUUUCCUCCUGCUCAGCUCAACCACACAUGGUCCAUCAUCUCCACCUCCUACACCGUGACAGAAUGAACUGACCACAACCUGGACCUGUGGUGAGUUUUUUGCAUCUCCCUGGAGGAUUAAUUUUUUUUUACUUUUUCUCCUUUAGCGGAGGGAGAUUCUGGACUCAGUGUGUUUGGCGCAUCCUACCUGUUCUCCGGGGUGGUCGAACCAUUGAGGGGGUUCGGCGCAUCCUACUCGUUCCCGGGCUGGUCGAAUUCCUUCUCUUCUCCUGCUUUCUGCCCCCGCCCCGUUUGUGUCACAUGGAAGCCGCGGAUCCUGGAGCUACAAGGGAGUUACACCCCCUACGCACGCCAUCGUUCUCCGGGGUGGUAGGGCUGGUCUCCCCGCUCUUCUCCUGCUUCCCUGCACCCAAGCCUCUGCCUGAGACCCAGCUAAUCGUGCCGUGUACCUGCUCUGACCGGUUGUCGAGCACCUGCCGCCGAGCUGGGUUCCCUCGCAUCGCUCCUGCCGUUUGUCCACUUCCUGGUCCACGCUGUGGGGCUUAUGCCUGCAGGUUUCGUGCUGCUGCAGCCUCUGCUGGGUCCCACGCCUGCUCCUGCAGUUCUCUGCCUGGGUCCCACGCCUACUGCUGCAGCCCCUGCCGCGUCCCACGCCUACUGCUGCAGCCCCUGCCGGGUCCCACACCUACUGCUGCAGCCCCUGCCGGGUCCCACGCCAACUGCUGCAGUUCUAUACCUGGGUCUCACGCCUGCUCCUGCAGUUCUCUACCUGGGUUCCACGCCUGCUCCUGCAGUUCUCUACCUGGGUUCCACGCUUGUUCCAGUCCAGUCCAUGUUCCAGUCCUGUCCAGCCCUGUCAAGUCCAUGUUCCAGUCCUGUCCAGUCCCCGUCCAGUCUCCGAGUCCCCGUCCAGUCUCCGAGUCCCCGUCCAGUCUCCGAGUCCCCGUCCAGUCCCUGUCCAGUCUCCUGUGUCGUGUGGCCUUAUGGGCGUCUGGUAUCCGCCCUUAA
Messenger RNA from Nothobranchius furzeri (turquoise killifish), 4860 nucleotides. RefSeq lists its product as uncharacterized. The record is from RefSeq and is a predicted model, not a curated record. NCBI's taxonomy places the organism in Eukaryota, Metazoa, Chordata, Actinopteri, Cyprinodontiformes, Nothobranchiidae.